AUGGAAGAAGCUUGCAAAUCCUCUUUGAACUUCUUCUCUGAUCAACAGCUCUGCUAUGCCGACGUCCUCUCUCCUCUGGAGGUCAUCGCCAGAAUCCAAGUCGCCGUCCUCAACUUCCUCCGGAUCUUGACUUCUCCAGCUCCUGCAAUCUCCGACCUCCCUCUCGUAGCAAGAAAAUCAAGCAACAGCCGACUCAGCCAAGGCCUGUUGACUCAAACUUCAUGGAUUUUCCUAACGAACGCUUUCUCCACCAGGUCUCUCGAGCGACCCAAUGCUGCCAAAGCCUUCAUCAGAGUGUGGAAGGUGAUGGCAAUGUGCUCUCAGAUUUUGGGUCAAGAGAAGAAGGUCACACAGAGGGAGCUUUUCUACAAGUUGCUCUGCGAUUCACCUGGUUAUUUCUCGUCUCAAUCGCAGGUCAAUCGAACUGUCCAAGAUGUAGUGGCAUUGCUUCGCUGCAGCCGUUAUAGUCUCGGAAUCAUGGCAUCUAGCAGAGGACUUGUAGCCGGCCGUUUGCUGUUGCAGGAGCCAAACCAAGGGGUUGUGGAUUGUGCUGCCUGUGGAUUUUCCGGGCAUGGUAUCUCUGGUGACUUGAGUUCCAUUGAUAAUUUGAUAAUGAAGACGGAUGCAAGGUACAUCAUUGUGGUGGAGAAGCAUGCAAUAUUCCAGCGGUUGGUGGACGACCGUGUGUUCAACCAAAUUCCUAGCAUUAUUAUCACUGCCAAAGGGUACCCUGAUAUUGCUACAAGGCUUCUUCUUCACCGGAUGAGCCGGGCAUUUCCUGACUUGCCAAUUUUAGCACUAGUUGACUGGAACCCAGCUGGGUUAGCUAUUUUGUGCACCUUCAAGUUUGGAAGUAUAGGGAUGGGCCUGGAGGCUUACAGAUACGCUUGCAAUGUGAAGUGGUUGGGAGUACGUGGGGAUGACCUAGAGCUGAUACCCGAACAAGCUUUAGUUCCAUUGAAACCAAAGGACCUCCAAAUUGCUAAAAGCUUGAUGUCCUCGGGGAUUUUGCAGGAGAAUUACAGAGAAGAGUUGACAUUAAUGGUUGAAAGUGGUCAGAGAGCAGAAAUUGAAGCUCUGUAUUUUCAUGGAUAUGAUUACUUGGGGAAGUUCAUUGCAAAGAAAAUUGUGCAAGCCAAUUACAUCUAA
This is a messenger RNA of Prunus armeniaca (apricot), 1149 nucleotides long. The record is from the annotation of a GenBank genome assembly. Lineage: Eukaryota; Viridiplantae; Streptophyta; Magnoliopsida; Rosales; Rosaceae.